Molecule: messenger RNA, 2508 nt
Organism: Capsicum annuum
Lineage: Eukaryota; Viridiplantae; Streptophyta; Magnoliopsida; Solanales; Solanaceae
Product: WD repeat-containing protein RUP2
Exons: 2
Coding region: 437-1603 (388 amino acids)
Biological process (GO): response to UV-B
Molecular function (GO): protein binding
Source: RefSeq, a predicted model, not a curated record
AAAGAAUUACUCAUAUAACUUGGAAAAUACAAUACACAACAAAUAUAAUAUCCUUGAUUUACAUUAUAUAUACAUGUACAUUAAAUUCUCAAUUUCUUAUGGAAGGCCAAAAUAUUAGUUUACUUUUAUGAAGAGGCAAAAGGCUUUCCUUAUUCCACGUAACACAAUAUGCAUUAGUAUCCACAGCAUUUAGUUCUUGCAAUAGAAAUAUGAGGUACAUAUUCUACCACAAUGCCCUUUUUGUCUCCUCCACUUGUAUACUUACAAUUCGCUCUUCUCAACUCCUUUCCUUUCUUUACACUAUACUGCUCAAAUUAAUCUAUAAAACUAUAUAGUAUAAUUUUUUUCCGUUUAAUUUCCAAAAAUGUCUUGCACCAACUCUUCUUUCGCUACUACAAUUUUUGUUUCUCCAAAAGUUUUGUAGCAUGAAUGGGAAAUGACAGAUAUUUCAUCAAGCUUUCAUCAAGAACAAGGUGUAGAAAUACAAGGAGGAGAAGAGAAAGAAAAUGAAGAUCAAGACAAAGAAGAAAAGGCCAGGUGUGAAUGGGAUUUUCAUCUUUCUACUUUGAUUUCAUCUAGCAAUAGCAUUAGUGGAUCUGGCUGUGACACACUUGGUGUUUUAGAAUUUGACCCUUGUGGUAAUUUCCUAGCUUCUGGUGGAAUUGCCAGGAAAAUUCGAAUUUACGGUGCAAAUUCGUUGUUGCGAGAAGAGAGAGAAAACGAAAGGUGCACGAUGACUGGUGUGCCUGUCACUUUGGAUCAUGGCAAUGCAUGUAAGUUUUAUAUUUGUGCUCCAGCUAAACUCGGUAGCUUAAAGUGGAAACCCGAUUGGGGGAGUCGGGUUUUAGGGUCAGGUGAUUAUGAUGGAGUUGUCAUGGAAUAUGACCUAGAGAAGAAAAUGCCCGUUUUCGAACGUGAUGAGCAUGGUGGUAGACGGGUUUGGAGCAUUGACUAUUGCCAUUCGGAUCCAGUUUUGGGUGCAUCCGGGUCGGAUGAUGGAACCAUGCAAAUGUGGGACCCGCGGUGCGGAGACAACGGCAAGUGCUUGGCUAUGGUACAACCUAGCAACCAGUAUAGUCCGGUUUGUUGCGUGGAAUUCAAUCCGUUUAGAGGGCCAAUCGUAGCCGUUGGAUGCGCGGACCGGAGGGUCUAUGCAUACGACAUGAGGAAAAUGUUGGAACCUCUCUUUGUCCUAGACGGACAUCAAAAAACUGUUACUUACAUUCGGUUUCUUGAUGAACGUACCAUUAUAUCUUCGAGCAUAGACGGCUGUAUAAAAAUGUGGGAUGCGGAGGACCAGCGGGUCAUUCGCACCUACAAAGGACAUAAUAAUAGUAGGAGGUUUGUAGGGUUAUCGGUAUGGAAACCGGGUGGAUUAAUUUGUUGUGGUUCGGAAAGUAACCAAGUGUUUGUGUAUGACAAAAGAUGGGGUGAGCCACUAUGGGUUUAUGGAUGCCAACCCAUGGAUUUAACCAGGCAUGACCAUGGGUUUGUUAGUAGCGUAUGUUGGCAACAAAACAACGAAAAUCAAUGCACACUCGUGGCUGGAGAUUCAGAGGGUGUUUUACGAGUUUUUAGUGGCAAGAAAAAAUUAACUAUUUAGUGACGUAUGCAGAACUAAAAAGAGUUCAAGAAGUCACAUUCAGAGAAAAGUUUUUCCACAAGUAUUAGGCAAAAUGUGUACUAGCUACUAGUCCUAUUUUUCAUGAGAAGUCAUCCAAACCAUGCCAACCCAAGAAGGGGGGAACACCUUCUUAGCCAAAUCCAUCCAAAAGGAAAGGAAAACGACUUUACGGCUUUAAAUUCUGAAGUAUAUGUUACUUAAUUAUAGUUCUUGUAUUGGACGAAACCAAACAUUAUAAAAUAGUGCUAUUUAAAUACGAAAAGGUGAUAAAGAAAUAUUUCUAAUCGUUUUGUAUAUAGACAAGAAUUAACUAUAGUUAGGCAUAACGCAUAAAAUUUGUUGGAGUCCCACAUUGAUGGAUUAAGGGUCCAUCUCCUUAUAUGAUCUUGGGCAAUUCUCCUUUCAUGAGCUAGCUUUUGAGGCUGUGUUAGGUCAAGGUUCAUUUCUUUAUCAUGAUAUAUAUCAAAGUCAGGCCCACCCAGUUCAUUAUUUUCGAUGUUGGGCCCCUCGUCUUAUAUUGUCCACGCUCCAGAUGUUUGGGUUAAAGGGUCCUUAGUCUCCUUAUAUGGUCUUGGGCAAUCCUCCCCUCAUGAGUUAACUUUUGAGAUUGAGUUAAGAUCAAGGUCCAUUUCUUUAUUAUGGUAUCAAAGUCAGGCCCAUCCAGUUCAUUAUUUUCGAUGUUGGACCCCUCGUCUUAUAUUGUCCAUGCUCCAGAUGUCCAUCCCUAGGCGUGCGGGGAUGUUGGAGUCCCACAUCGGUGAAUUAAAGGGUCCUUGACCUCCUUAUAUGGUCUUGGACAAUCUUUCCCUCGUGAGCUAACUUUUGAAAUUGAGUUAGGAUCAAUGUACAUUUCUUUAUCAAAAUCAGCACUAUGUUAUCUCUCA